This is a messenger RNA of Pseudophryne corroboree (corroboree frog), 1023 nucleotides long. RefSeq names its product odorant receptor 131-2-like. Gene Ontology annotation, molecular function: G protein-coupled receptor activity; olfactory receptor activity; odorant binding. The record is from RefSeq and is a predicted model, not a curated record. Gene Ontology annotation, cellular component: membrane. The transcript has a single exon. Lineage: Eukaryota; Metazoa; Chordata; Amphibia; Anura; Myobatrachidae. The coding region runs from base 88 to 1023 and encodes 311 amino acids. Gene Ontology annotation, biological process: G protein-coupled receptor signaling pathway; detection of chemical stimulus involved in sensory perception of smell.
UGACAAAAUGUCCGGGCUAACAUUUAAAUAUAUUUUAUUUGUUUUUUAGCUUAUGCCCUGAACAAGAAGAGCACCGGCCAGUAAACAAUGAAUUCAUCGGCUUCCUACAUCAAUUUGACCCAACCCUUCAUCUCCGGCAGCAGAACAGCGGAGGUCAUGAAAAUAAUCUUUGAGGUCUUGACCAUGAUUUGCUUCUGCGUCUUCCUCUACUACAUCUCGCUCAUACUCCAUGUCUUCUUCACCGCCCCUCAUGUCCGGGACAUCGGACGAUACGUCCUCUUCGCUCACAUGCUGAUAAAUGACACGUUAUAUCUUACGGCAGCAAUUAUUCUUGUAAUGUGUUCGGCGCUCUGGGUAUACAUCCCGGUUCCCAUUUGCUACGCAAUAAUCUCUCUAGCGACAGCUACAUUUAGGAUAACCCCCUACAAUUUGGCGGCCAUGGCCCUGGAACGCUACGCAGCCAUUUGUUUUCCGUUGAGACACGUAACGCUUUGUACGUCACAGAGAUCUAAGUGCGUCAUCGCCGCCAUAUGGGUAAUGGGUCUAUCACCAAACAUAGCCGAUGUCAUCAUUCUCAGCAGUUUGGGCGAGAAGACUUUUUUUUCUAGUAACGUGAAAUGUAGUCAAGACUCGUUAACGUUGACACUUCAACAAGACGCCGUAAGAUCCGUCUCCACCAUCAUCAGCCUAAUUCUGGUGGGGCUCAUACUUGUGUUCACCUAUGUCAGAGUCAUGUAUGUGGCCAAGAGCUUGAGCUCAUCCAGCAGUUCUGCCUCCAAAGCCGUUAGGACCGUCAUUCUCCACGCGUUUCAGUUCCUGUUGUGUAUUAUGUCUCUAACCUCCUCGUUUACGGAGACGCGCUUCAGGGACUAUAUCAGCUUCUUACCCAUAGCCAACUUUUUUUUUUUUACAUGUCUGCCCAGGUGUCUCAGUCCCUUAGUUUAUGGAAUAAGAGAUGGCGUGCUCAGCAAAUAUAUCAGACAGAUGCACUUAGCUAAGCCAGACGGAUUAAAUGUUCAAUAG